Molecule: messenger RNA, 4438 nt
Organism: Melanotaenia boesemani (Boeseman's rainbowfish)
Lineage: Eukaryota; Metazoa; Chordata; Actinopteri; Atheriniformes; Melanotaeniidae
Product: voltage-dependent L-type calcium channel subunit beta-4-like
Exons: 13
Coding region: 370-1881 (503 amino acids)
Biological process (GO): chemical synaptic transmission; calcium ion transmembrane transport; regulation of voltage-gated calcium channel activity
Cellular component (GO): voltage-gated calcium channel complex
Molecular function (GO): protein binding; high voltage-gated calcium channel activity
Source: RefSeq, a predicted model, not a curated record
UCUGUGUGGGUUUUGUGCGCGUGGAAGCUGAAUAAAAAUGAAAUGCCAGGAUUGGGCUACCUCCAGGGAGAGCAUCUCCAUCCUAUAAUGUGAGGCAGCCAGCAGCACUCCGGGAUCUGGGAGAAGCUGCAUCCAUCUAGCAACGUGCCUCCGGAGGACCAGGCGUGAUCCAACGGGACGGAGAGAUACAUUUUUUUUUAAAAAUAUUGUUUUCUGCUGUGGAGAGAAAGGAUUGUCGUCAUCCCCCCCAUCUGUCCUUUUUUUUUUUCCUCUGGUGCCCCCUCCUUUCUCCUCCGCCUCCACUCUCUCUUUUUCUUUUUUUUUUCCUCCUCAUUCUUCUAGAGGUGCUUGUUGGAAUAUCAAACCUCCAUGUAUGACAAUUUGUACCUGCAUGGAUUUGAAGACUCGGAGGCGGGCUCAGCUGAUUCUUAUACUAGCAGACCAUCAGAUUCAGAUGUAUCUCUGGAGGAGGAGCGGGAGGUGCAAGCCCAGGUCCAGAGCCAGAGCCCAAGCCAGAGCCAAGGACCGGGACAGAGCCGUCAGGAAAGGGAGCAACAGGCUGCCGUUCAACUGGAAAGAGCCAAGACUAAACCGGUGGCUUUUGCUGUAAGGACCAAUGUCAGUUACUGUGGUGCACUGGAUGAGGAUGUUCCAGUUCCAGCCACAGCCAUCUCCUUUGAUGCCAAGGACUUUCUCCACAUAAAGGAGAAAUUCAACAAUGACUGGUGGAUCGGUCGGUUAGUGAAAGAGGGAUGCGAGAUCGGUUUUAUUCCCAGUCCUCUGAAGCUCGAGAACAUCCGGCUCCAACAGGAGCAAAAGAGAGGACGAGUCCAAGGUAAGUCUGGAGGGAACUCCUCUUCCAGUGUAGAGGAUGAGGUUUCUGCCUCUAUCCGACCACUCAUAUCCUCAGCAGGAAAGCAGAAACAGAAAGUGACGGAGCACAUUCCUCCAUAUGAUGUGGUUCCCUCCAUGAGGCCCGUGGUGCUGGUGGGACCCUCGCUCAAGGGUUACGAGGUAACAGACAUGAUGCAGAAAGCACUAUUUGACUUCCUCAAGCACAGAUUUGAUGGCAGGAUAACUAUAACACGAGUCACAGCAGAUAUAUCAUUGGCCAAGAGGUCGGUCCUCAACAACCCCAGUAAGCGGGCUAUUAUUGAAAGGUCCAACACUCGCUCCAGCUUAGCUGAGGUACAAAGUGAGAUUGAAAGGAUCUUUGAGCUAGCUCGCUCCCUUCAGCUGGUGGUACUGGACGCCGACACCAUCAACCACCCAGCCCAGCUCCUCAAGACCUCGCUGGCCCCCAUCAUUGUCCAUGUUAAAGUCUCCUCGCCAAAGGUUCUGCAGAGGUUAGUCAAGUCUAGAGGAAAGUCCCAGAGCAAACACCUGAAUGUUCAACUUGUGGCAGCGGACAAAUUAGCCCAGUGUCCACCAGAAAUGUUUGACAUCAUUUUGGAUGAGAACCAGCUGGAAGAUGCGUGUGAGCACCUCGCUGAAUACCUCGAGGCCUACUGGAAAGCAACCCAUACCUCGAUGGCGACGCCUCUAAAUCCUCUGCUGGGACGUAAUCUGGGCCCCACCACGCUCACCCCAUACCCCACCAGCAUCUCUGGUCUGCAGCAGAGCCAAAGAAUGCGACAGAGCAACCACACAGGAGACCAUUCAACCCCUAACGAGCGACGCAACCUGAUGACAACAGAUGAAAAUUACCACAACGAUCGAGCACAUAAGGGACGCAACCGCAUGUCCUCAGGCUCGCAGCAUAGCCGGGAACAGCAGGACCCCUAUCAGGACUACCAGGACCCCUAUCAGGAUGCAUACAAGCCACAUCGCAAUCGUAGUUCACCGGGCAGCUACAGCCAUGACUCCCGGCACCGGCUCUGAGCCCACUCCAAUCACCACCAGGGCCUAAUGACCCAGAUUCCACUGAAAAUAAACGCUGCAUAAGAGCCGAGAUGGUCCCAAAUUGUAUCUUUUUUUCUUUUUUUUUUCUUAGUCUACCUGGCUAUUUUUCUAUUUGAAGUCAAACAGAAUAAUCUUCAGGUAUUUCUUUUUAAGCAAGCUGUCAGGGCAACUCCUGACAGCAUGAGGAGUCAGGAGAUUCAGGAUGCCAACAUAAACUAAUACUAUAAAAUUAAUUACUUUAAAGUAUGUUUCUGGGACCUUCUGGGAUUGUACUAACACAAUACUCAGCAGAUGUGCAGCACAAAUUGUGCUUGUUGCCUCUGUCAACAAGCUAAUUAUGGAAAAUGGUCAGUUGGUGAUGAUGUACAAGCUUCUGUGUGCCUGGAGCAUCGCACCAGGUCAGAGGGAAGUCUGCUGUACACAGACUGCUGAAGGCUGCUGCCCCUACCCUGGGCCGUGUAUAAAUCCUCUCACCAUUUAGCUUAUUGCAUGCUGAUAGAUGACCAAGCUCCGCAUCCACUUAAGUGAUAUUUUGUACUUAGCAUACUGGAGUGUCUGUGAUGAGGUGUAGGCAAAGAGGUCCAAUUUUUUCUAAAUCACCCAGUUGUGAAUCAGCAGGUCACGGUAGGGUUUUUGGGUUGGUUUUCAGAUAGUUUUGAAAACUGGUGCUUCACAUUGCCAAACUAUUUUGCUGUUUUGAAAGUCACUUUGAGCAAGGCCAGCUUUUCUGUAGCAUAGCUUUAGCAUCUCAUUCGAGUGAAGAGCCUCAUGUUCAUAGGUGCUGGAAUCAGAUCUGAGCUACACUGUUUGGGAAGGCAAUACUGCUUGUGAGUCUGUCGAUAGCAAAAUAUUACUUGAGAUGCGUUUGAUGUUUCUGAUUCGACAGCUGGUUUAAAACCAGCCAGUCAGAGUGGGAUGUUCUGAUAUUUUUGCCACAUCUACGGUAAAAUAACCAGAUUGGGAGCCGUUGUUUUGUUUUGCUUGUAUGUUUGAUAGAUGUAAAAGAGCAUCUCCAAGUUGUUUUGUAUUUAUUUGCAUUGAAAUCAAAGUCAUGUAGAUGUUUCUCAAAGAUACCGAUGUUGAUUGCCAGAAUAUCAUGCCUUUGGUUAAUCAUUGUCGAAAUUUAUGAGGUGGUUUUAGAGGAUUAAAAUGGUAAGAAUGCGACAUGACAGGAUUGGUUGCAUCACGUUCAUCUGUGUAGCUGGCAUGUUGUCCUGACUGCAGAGCAUGCUCCCUUCAAACAUAAAGUAGAACCCCGCUGUACUCAACUUGAUGUUUGUAGAAAUGUGGGGCACCUCUUAAAAUAAUAAGAAAAAAAAGCAAAACAAACUAAAAAAAAAAUAUUUUUAAAAAGAAAACAAUAGAAAAUAAUAUCCCAAACUGCAGAUGAAUGAUAUUUCCCGACCUCAGAGGUUUCAGGUGUUGUAUUAGAAAUCAGUACAUGUUUGAUCAGAUGACACUGCAUGAUGUAGAAGUUGAGCCACCUUACUUAUGAGUUUCUAUGAGUUCAUGGUUAUGUUGUAUAGUAAGUGCACUAAAACAUCGUAUACAGCCCGAGUUUACCGAACCUUGUGGUGCUUUGUAUGAAAAUAGGAAGCUGCUGCAGUUGCUGAUGAUGUUGAAAGUCUUUUUAUAAUUUACUGUACAUAUCUUAUUGUUUUAAGAUCAUCUGUCAUCCAGUUAUUAUGACGUAAUUGUUGAAUUUCUUUAAAGGAUUUGUCUAUUUUCUAAUUCAGACAUGUUUUGCUGAGUUUAUCUUUAAUUAGUCGUCUGUCUGUUUGCCACAGAAACAUUUUGUUGCAAAUCACCUGAAAGGGUGACGGACAAACCUGAGGCCUCACGACCACCCGUCUGACAAGAUAUCUUGACAACAGGCAAGAUGAGGCUAAUCUUUAUUGGCAAUACAAAUAACUGAAGAGGACCAAAUACUGAGAGUUUGAAAUCGGUUCAGAUUUAAAUUGAUUGUAUAGUUACUAUUAACUCAGCUAACACGUAUUUAUUUAGUAAGAAUUUAAAAAUGUGAUGAUGAAAGUGCACUUUAAGUGGUUUAAAUCUUUAGAAAUCACUUAAAAAGUCACUCAAACCGGUAACUGGCUAAGUUUUGUCCCCCUUCUCACAGCAGACGAGCUGCAAAUUAAAUGUGUUUUCAAGGUAAAUAAGUGAUGACACAUGUACUGUAUGAAACUGUCUUUUAGCAUGCUAAGACAUUCAGACUAAUUAAAAAGGUAAAAUCUUUUUUAUCAGAUCUAUACAAAGUGUUUUCAAGACUAAUACAGUUUAAAUAAUCAGAAACUUCUUCAAACAAGAAGGAAAGAUAAGUAGUAGCUGCUGCUUUCAGGGAGCUGUAAAAAAAAGCUGACCAGACAACAUAACAAACCUAGAGGCAGCCAUGUCUCUCUCAUCCGUUUGUUUAUCAGCUGUGUAAAGGCUGAAAAUGAAAAAUAACCUAAAUCUGACCUGAGAAGCACCCUCCCUUAGAAGAUGUAAACUAACAAGUCAGGAAAUUUCACGUUCUAAUGUCAUAUGAAGCGUAAAU